AUGGAGGAGUCCCAUGACAUCGUCAUCGUAGGUGGUGGCAUCUGCGGCCUCGCCACCGCUCUUGCACUCCACCGUUUAUGUCUACUUUCACAAUAUCGUGGUGUAUGUCUCUACCUGCAAAUGGAAAGGGAUUGCGAGCCUUGUGUUGGAGAAGUGUCGGAGACUUUGAGAGUAGAUGGCGGCUCCAUCGGUGUCCAUGUCAAUGGAUGGCGUGUUCUGGAGCAACUCGGGAUUGCUGCAGAGCUCCGAGAGACUGCCAACCUUGUCACCGCGUAA
Molecule: messenger RNA, 276 nt
Organism: Miscanthus lutarioriparius
Lineage: Eukaryota; Viridiplantae; Streptophyta; Magnoliopsida; Poales; Poaceae
Source: the annotation of a GenBank genome assembly